AUGCGUUCCUUGAUAAUAUUGUUAUUAUCAGUUCUUACUGUUGUCUACGGAAUUCCUAUAAAGAAUAUUGCUCUCAAAAAUGGUGUUAUCAAUGUAGAUCAAAUUAAUAAUAACUUAAUAAUUUUCAACCUCACGAAAAAUGAUGGCACGAACAUGGUUAAUAUAUUUUUUACGAGAAGUAAAUCGAAUACACAGAAGAGUCCCUUCGAGAAAUGUGAUGACAAUAAAGUGUGUAUAUUAAAGGAUUCUACACAGACAACAAUCAACUUCAGUCCCGAAAAAGAAACCGCCAUUAUCACUCGUACGCUCACUAAUCCUGCUGACGAACUCCUCGAUUGUUUCCAACUUACUGAUGACACGCAAUGGUUUGGCGGUCCGCAGUUUCGUUAUCAGCGUUGGCCUGUGCAGAAUAUGUACUAUGAAGAAGAGCCAUACUUGUCGAGGCAUCCUGGAAAUAUGGCAAUAGCCGAGCGUUAUUGGUUGUCCAGCAAAGGAAUUUACAUCUACGUAGACGAUGCAAGCCCGCUAUUCCUCGAUCAGAACAAUUAUCGAGAUAAAUACCUAUGUAUGAUCGUCAAAAAUAAAGCGCCCUACCAUCAUCGCGACAACAUCAAAGUCACCUACACAGUGGGUGUCUUUUCGGAUUCAAAAACUGCUCAUCAAUAUGCGGUAAAAAAUCAUUUGGGGAAGCCGACGGGUCAUCCAAAUGAACGGAUGGUUAAACAUCCUAUAUGGUCUACUUGGGCCAGGUACAAGGCCAACAUCAACGAGAAGAUGGUGGAAACUUACGCGGACGAAAUUGUAGCCCAUAAAUUCAAGAAUAGUCAGAUCGAGAUAGAUGACAACUGGGAAAUUUGUUACGGCACCGCCGAAUUCGAUCCCGUUAAGUUUCCCAAUGUCAAUGCUCUCAUGCAGCGAUUGAAGAACAAGGGAUUCCGCAUCACUUUAUGGAUACAUCCCUUUAUCAACCGAAACUGUGAACCCGCGUACUCCUUUGCACUGAAUAACAAUUAUUUUGUUAAAAAUCUCGAAGGGAAUGUUCAAAUGUCGUGGUGGAAGGGUUCAGAUGCCGCCACGAUUGACUUUACGAAUCCGAAGGCUGUAGCGUGGUGGGUGGACCGCGUGAAACGUCUUCAAGAUUUGGGCAUUGACAGUUUUAAGUUCGAUGCUGGUGAGGUGUCCUGGUUACCACAGGUGCCAAAGUUGAACGGCCCGUCUGACUUGCAGCCAGGUAUAUUCACGCAGGAAUUUGCCCGCAUACUCGCACACAACUUCGACGACAACAUCGAAAUGCGGGUGGGAUGGCGCACCCAGGACUUACCGAUAUUUGUUCGCAUGCUCGAUAAAGACACCAGGUGGACGUGGAAUAAUGGUCUGCCUACACUAAUCACGACGCUACUACAGAUGAACCUUAAUGGAUAUGUGUAUGUGCUGCCGGACAUGAUCGGCGGCAAUGGCUACCUCGAUGGUUCGCUCGACAGAACGGACUAUCCAUCUAAAGAGUUAUACAUCAGAUGGCUGCAGACCACCGUCUUUAUGCCAACGAUACAAUAUUCUUUUGUACCGUGGGAUUUCGAUGAUGAUAUUAUCAACAUUUGUAGAGGAUUUACCGAAUUGCACGCGAAUUACUCGACAGAUAUUUUAUUUGCCAUGCAGCAGGCUGUUGAUAGUGGCAUUCCUGUAAAUCCACCUAUUUGGUGGAUUGAUCCGCUCGAUUCAGAAGCUCACAAAAUUAAUGACGAAUAUCUUCUUGGAGAAUCUAUAUUGGUUGCUCCGAUAACUGAAGAGGGUGUCGAAAGUCGUAAUAUCUAUCUACCUAAAGGUAGAUGGUUUGAUAUGAAUCGAGAAAAAACUUAUGAAGGACCGAUAUGGCUGCAAAACUAUUAUGCCCCUUUAGAAAUACUUCCUUUUUUCAAAAAAUUAUCAACAUAA
Molecule: messenger RNA, 1932 nt
Organism: Cyphomyrmex costatus
Lineage: Eukaryota; Metazoa; Arthropoda; Insecta; Hymenoptera; Formicidae
Exons: 5
Coding region: 1-1932 (643 amino acids)
Biological process (GO): carbohydrate metabolic process
Molecular function (GO): hydrolase activity, hydrolyzing O-glycosyl compounds
Source: RefSeq, a predicted model, not a curated record